Molecule: messenger RNA, 1916 nt
Organism: Lethenteron reissneri (Far Eastern brook lamprey)
Lineage: Eukaryota; Metazoa; Chordata; Hyperoartia; Petromyzontiformes; Petromyzontidae
Gene: SLC66A3
Product: solute carrier family 66 member 3
Source: RefSeq, a predicted model, not a curated record
ACGGCGCUGCUUGGUCACGUCCAUUGCGAGGGGGGCCCUUUAAACGUCGUGUUUUGUGUCGCGGUGAUUGUCGUUGUUGUCAUUGUCGUUAUCGUAUCUCGAUUUGAAGCUUUCGUGACUGCAGGGAUUCAUCUUCUUGGUUUUUUCGGUAAAGUCACGUAGAAGGGAAGUAAUAAAAUAAUAAAAUAAAACAUAAUAAAAUAAAAUAAUUCUCACGACGUUUCGGCCACAACGCAAGCGGCCGUCUCGUUUUCAUUGGGAGCAUGGAUUUGUUGCUGGACGCCGCGAACUUCAGCACGCUGCUGGUCAGCAUGGUGCUCAAGCUGCCGCAGAUGGUGGUGCUCGUCAAUAGCAGAAGCUCACGAGGGCUCAGUCUGCCCAGCCUGCUGCUGGAACUCGGCGGGUUCGUGAUAUUCCUCGCGUACCAGAUGUACUACGGCUACCCGGUGCCCACCUACUUCGAGUACCCGAUCCUUGUGGUCCAAGAUUUGCUGUUGCUGCUGCUCAUACUGUAUUACAAUGGAAACCUGGGACUCAGCAUCAUUUUCUACGCCACCUUAUGUCUGGUCGCUAUCAAGGUCAUAACGCUAAAGGACUGGAUCAUAGAUAUCUGCAUGGCUUGCUGCACCAUGAUAGGUGUCAGCAGUAAACUGGCUCAGCUCGGAAGCCUCUGGAAGAGCCAAGACUCGGGGCAGCUCAGCGCCGCUACCUGGGCAAUGGCCGUGUACACAAGUGCAGCCAGAAUUUUCACAACAUUCAUGACGACUCAAGAUUUUGCUGUGCUGCUGAGAUUCACGCUCAUGCUGCUGCUCAACUUCUGGGUUCUGUGCACCAUCAUUCGCCUCCACAACAAGCGCAAGCUCGAGUAGACAACCCUCGGGAGCACAGCAUCUCACGCUCCGCCGCCUCUCACACUCGCACCACCUCUCACACUCCACCGCCUCUCACACUCCACCGCCUCUCACACUCGCACCACCGCCUCUCACACUCCACCGCCUCACACUCCACCGCCUCUCACUCGCACCGCCUCUCACACUCGCACCACCGCCUCUCACGCUCCACCGCCUCUCACACUCCCAAAAACCGCCAACCAAAUCUGAAAGUGGCGUAUACUGUGGAGGAUGAUCCACUCGUCCGUACCCCACUGAUUUACAUUGACAGCCUUGCUGUCUUGUCAACAGGUGAUUGAAUAUAUUGUAUUGUGAAAGCGAUCGCUUUUUAUAUUAGAGGGGAGGGUUGAAAGGUUUUAUAAGUGUAUUAGUGGGGUAUCUAUAUUAGUGGGGUAUCUAUAAACGGAUCACCCUGUGCUCACCUCUGACCAAAUCGCCCAGGAAUGCGCCCAAAUUAAUCGGAUCUCACGAGCUUUGCAGAGUUGAGCCUGUGUGGCGCGCGGAAGGAUCAUCGUGCGCGGCAGCGUGUUGUGUAGGCUGUGGGCCGACGUGUUGGGCAGCAGAGGCCAGUGCAGGAAAUCCCAUUGUUGUACUGUACUUAUUUUCUCCCACGUCCAUGCCUUCCCUCUGUUCACCAAUCUGCACUGACCAUUCUUGUUGAGGUAUGACCAAAUAACCCUCAUUUACCCAUUGCUGGGGAGACCCUUACCCAGCAGUGGAUUGACGAAAAGGACUGCAAAUGUCUACAUGUAUAACUGAGCAAUAGCCCACUGAGGUUAGAUCGAAGCAUAAAUAAUACAUUCCUGCGGAGGGAGCUCGUAGGAACGUUGGGUUGCUCGGUCAAUGACCAGGAUCAACGGCGGCGUGGUGUAUUCCGCAAAUAUGCCCGACUGUGAGGACGGGCACAAGCCAGCGUGAGUAGGUUAAACGUUGAGUUUUAUAAGGGCACCACGGGGUGACCAGCCCCUCCCCACCCCUCCCACCCAGCCCCACCCUCCCCACCCAGCACCUCCCCACCCAGCCCCU